AUGUUUGCUCGUGUCAACCAGCUGGCAAGACAUCUCUCCCGUCCGCGACCCAAUUACGGGCAUAUUCGCGCUGCCACGGCUGCCCGUUCGCUUUGGAUUCCGCUCCCCAUGACAUCAUAUACCGAGAUGGCGCUGGCCAACAGCAAGAAAACGAUACAUACAGCAGCAUGUUUGAUUAUUGGCGAUGAAGUCUUGGGCGGCAAGACCGUUGAUACCAAUUCGGCCUUUUUCUCAAAAUUCUGCUUCUCGAUCGGCGUGUCAUUAAAGCGUGUAGAAGUCAUUGCGGACGAUGAGAGCGAGAUUAUCGAAGCCGUAAGACGUAUGAGUGAACGCCACGAUGACAUCACCUACCAAUCAAUAGCACGAGCGUUUGGCCUAAAGCUGAAACUUCAUGAAGAGGCCCUGGCGCGGAUGCGCAGCCUGUCAAAACCGCAGCAGGCGCAACGGGACUUCGACUGGGACACCCCUUCACCGGCACUCACAGCGCGCCUACGCAUGGUCCAAAUACCUGUAGAUGAUGCCAUCCCGCUGAAAGACCAGGCGGUAUUCCUCGCGGAUGACCUCUGGCUGCCUGUCUCCGUUGUGAAUGGAAACGUGUAUAUCCUUCCCGGAGUACCGACGUUGUUCGAGCGCCUGUGCAAUGCGCUUAAGCCGCUGCUGAAACCCCGCCUAGCUGAUCCGAUGGGGGAAGGGAUUCAUCGUCUCUUAUUUGCAACGCCAUUGUAUGAGAGUACGAUCGCGCCGUAUCUGACAGAACUAGCGGCUAGGGUAGAGCCGCAAGGUGUCAAAGUCGGGAGCUAUCCGCGGUGGGGCAAGAAACGGAAUACGGUGACGCUAGUUGGAAAGGAUUUGAAGUUUAUGGAGAGCCUUGUUGCUGAGGUGGAGAAGAAUGUGGAAGGACGGAGAGUAACGAGGGAAGAUGAGGAUGACCCUCCCGAAGCAGACGUUGAGAGUCAGUCCUCUAAAUAA
Messenger RNA from Histoplasma capsulatum G186AR, 969 nucleotides. Its product is annotated as molybdopterin binding domain-containing protein. The transcript has 3 exons. The coding region runs from base 1 to 969 and encodes 322 amino acids. The record is from RefSeq and is a predicted model, not a curated record. NCBI's taxonomy places the organism in Eukaryota, Fungi, Ascomycota, Eurotiomycetes, Onygenales, Ajellomycetaceae.